UUAAUCUUAGAAAGAAAUUAAAAAUAAAGACUAGCUAGUAAAAGCCCCUUUUUAAGAGAAUCUAUGUAUAUAUAAUUAUAUAUAGAUCAUGAACCUAAUCAUCAUGUAUAUGGAUCAUGUCCUUAUAUAUAUAUAUACACACAAGACACAAGUCUUUGGAGAAAUAUCCAUAGAGGCAUAGAGCUGAAAAAAAUUGUUAUUAUUUGACAAAAUUGAAUUUGAAUUUGGUAGUUAUAAUUAAGGCAAAUCAUAAUUAAAACAGAAAUGGCGAACAUGCAAAUAGUAGCAGCGUACAAGAAUGUUGUGGAGGCACAGUAUGUGGAGAUGAUGGUUCCCUUGUAUUCUUAUGGAUGCGAGAAGAAAAUCAAGAAAGCCUUAUCUGCUCUUAAAGGUAAUUAUGGCAUAUAUAUUUUUAAAAUUAUUUAUAUUUUUGUGUAUUAUUACUUAUUUUGUUUACUAUGGGGAAUUUGCAACAAAUAUGAUGUGCUAGAAACCGUAAGAAGCAAGAGAAAAGAUGCUCGUUUUUGGAACCCUGAAGACAAUCUUGAAUUAUUAGAGGAUCCAAAAUCAUCACCAUCUUCACCAAUAACAACUCUUCAUCACAAAGAUUUUAAGCGCUCUUUAACUUUGACUAAGGUUCGCUCUCUAAGUUUGAAAGCGUGGAAAAAAGUCUUCACUAGAUCAUAUUCUUUCUAAAAAUAACAAAUUGAUCAUGUGGAAGGUCAUGAAUUAUCAUUAAGUUGCUUGUCAAAAAAUGAGUGUAAAUUUUUGAAUGGACAUGUUCCACAUUCAUCAUCUCAUUUGUAUAUAUUUGGAGGCAUGCUGAAGCACUUUAUUAUUAUCUAUUUGUGUCCUUUCAUUGUUCCCUUUUAAAUUUGAUUUACAUGUGAUGUGAUUUUGGUUU
Molecule: messenger RNA, 904 nt
Organism: Arachis ipaensis
Lineage: Eukaryota; Viridiplantae; Streptophyta; Magnoliopsida; Fabales; Fabaceae
Source: RefSeq, a predicted model, not a curated record